Molecule: messenger RNA, 1713 nt
Organism: Syngnathus acus (greater pipefish)
Lineage: Eukaryota; Metazoa; Chordata; Actinopteri; Syngnathiformes; Syngnathidae
Exons: 1
Coding region: 213-1562 (449 amino acids)
Biological process (GO): DNA integration
Molecular function (GO): nucleic acid binding
Source: RefSeq, a predicted model, not a curated record
AAAAAGAUUGCGAAUUAAGGCCACAAGUUAAAACACUGGCGACUAACCUUCAAGUCCUCACAUGUAAAAGCUUCCAACGCUUCUCUACCUUCAAGUCAUUGGUCAGAGCAACAGCUUUCCUCAUUCACAUCGCAAAAUCAUUCAAUGGCAGUAAUCCAAACAGAGAAUGCAAAGGAUGGCACAAAUGUCACUUACCUCAAACACUGGACGAAAUGACUCGCGCUAAACACAUCAUUCUCAAGGAGACACAACGAGCAACGUUUGGAAAAGAACUGUUGGCUCUUCAAGCCGGAAAACCAAUUCCCACACAAAGCCCUCUACAAAAACUCAGCCCAAUCCUGGAUAAUGGCCUUAUAGUUGUCGGAGGCCGAAUCAAGCACUCUGAUUUUGAGAACUUUGAAAAGAACCCAAUAAUCAUUCCCAAAGACUCUCACAUUUCUCUCCUGCUCACUCGUCACCACCAUGAGCAAGUAAAACACCAGGGUCGCCACCUGACAGAAGGCGCAAUAAGGGCUGCUGGGCUUUGGCUUAUAGGUGGCAAAAGACUUGUCAACUCUGUGAUCCACAAAUGCAUUAUUUGCCGCAAACUACGUGGAAAACAGGAAGAACAACGCAUGGCAGAUCUGCCAUCUGAACGCCUUAAAAUGUGUCCUCCAUUUACUUAUGUGGGCCUUGAUGUUUUCGGGCCAUGGACAAUAACUACCAGGCGUACUAGAGGUGGACAAGCCCAAAACAAGCGCUGGGCCAUCAUGUUUAGCUGCAUGAGUUCGAGGGCUGUACAUAUUGAGGUGAUCGAAUCCCUGGACACAUCCAGCUGUGUAAACGCCCUGAGACGCUUCUUUGCUCUGAGGGGUCCCGCCAAAAGUCUUUUAUCCGAUCGAGGUACAAACUUCAUUGGGGCAUCCAAGGAGCUAGGAAUGGACAGUACAGUACAACAGUAUCUAAGUGACCAAGGGUGCAUCUGGGAAUUCAAUCCACCUCAUGCCUCCCACAUGGGAGGCGCCUGGGAGCGCAUGAUUGGUGUGGCUCGAAGAAUUCUGGACUCCAUGCUGCUUCAGAACAAGGUAGAACUAACUCACGAAGUGUUGUGCACUCUCAUGGCGGAAGUUACAGCCAUCAUCAAUGCAAGGCCACUUCUCCCAGUUUCUUCGGAUCCAGACAAUCCAUUCAUUCUGUCUCCGUCAAUGCUCCUCACACAGAGAUCGUGCCUUCUACCACCUCCUGGAGAAUUCUUGGAGAAGGACUUGUACACUAAGCAAUGGAGGCAAGUUCAGGCUCUUGCCAACCAGUUUUGGACGCGUUGGAGGAGAGAGUACCUGCCCUUACUACAAAGGAGACAAAAAUGGACUCAAUCUAGAAGAAAUCUGCAAGUCGGUGACCUUGUUUUGCUCAAAGACAAGCAGGUCACACGCAACAGCUGGCCUAUGGCCCGGGUCACUGCAACAUUCCAUGGAAAGGACAAUCGUGUAAGAAGGGUCGAAGUUAAGGUCAGUGACCAAGGCAACAUUAAGACGUUUAUGCGACCAGUGACGGAAAUCAUCCUCCUCCUCCCCAAGGACUGAUUCUUUCAAGGUUUAGUUAAGCUUAUAGUGCCCCCUACGGGCCAGGCGGGGAGUGUGUUGCCUUUAAGGCUGUAAUUUCAUCAAUAAAUAAUUUCAUAUGGUUACAAUGCUGUAAAAAUGUUCCAAUAAGUUAAGUAAUCAUUUCGAUCUU